AUGCAGGCCACAAAGAACGGGAUCUGUUGGAGACUUUUUCUAUUUUUCUGCGUGCUUUUGGGGAGUUCGUCUCAAGACUUCGGAGGACAGACGCAGUUCAUUUGCACGUCCGUACCCAAGGAUAUGGACAUAUGCGCAGCAACCUUGCAGAACAGCGUGCCGGGGGAGGACCUGAAGACCACGGUCAUGCAGCUGCGGGAGACGGUUUUGCAGCAGAAAGAGACCAUCAUGAACCAAAAAGAGACGAUCAGAGAACUGACCUCAAAGUUGGCUCGCUGCGAGAGCCAGAGCGGCGCCGAGCCCGGGGACGCGCGGCCGGGGGGCAGGAGGAAAGAGGCUGGUGGGACCAAAAACACAAUGGGGGACGUGUCGAGGGGCCCCGCCGACACUUUGUCGCAACUAUCGCAGACUUUACAGUCGCUGAAGCAGAGAUUAGAAAAUCUGGAGCAAUUCAGCAGAAGUAACAACUCGGUGCAGGCAAACAGCUUGAAAGACCUGCUCCAAAGUAAAAUCGACGACUUGGAGAAGCAGGUGUUGUCCCGAGUGAACAGCAUCGAAGAAGGGAAGCCCGGACUCCGGAAUGAGACGGAGCAGCGUGGGAGAGUGGAGUCCACCCUCACAUCGCUCCACCAGAGGAUCACCGACUUGGAGAAAGGUCAAAGAGAAAACAGGCCAUUGGAUAAAUUUCAGCUCACAUUCCCACUGAGGACCAACUACAUGUAUGCAAAAGUGAAGAAGAGUUUGCCAGAGAUGUACGCCCUCACCGUGUGCAUGUGGCUCAAGUCCAACGCGUCCCCAGGAGUGGGCACACCUUUCUCUUACGCAGUACCUGGGCAAGCCAACGAGCUGGUCCUCAUAGAGUGGGGAAACAACCCAAUGGAGAUACUAAUAAAUGACAAGGUUGCAAAGCUGCCAUUCCUCAUCAAUGAUGGAAAGUGGCAUCAUAUCUGUGUAACCUGGACCACUCGUGAUGGUGUUUGGGAAGCUUUCCAAGAUGGUGUCAAGAGGGGGAGUGGAGAAAAUCUGGCUCCUUAUCAUCCCAUCAAACCACAGGGCCUGCUGAUCCUGGGCCAAGAGCAGGACACACUCGGAGGAGGAUUCGAUGCCACACAAGCUUUCGUUGGAGACUUGGCCAAUUUUCACAUCUGGGAUAGGAAACUAUCCGUAGGAGAGAUUUAUAAUCUAGCGACUUGCAGCAGCAAAGCUCAAGUGGGCAACGUUUUUGCGUGGAUGGAGACGAGCCUUGAUAUUUACGGUGGUGCCUCGAAGUGGACAUUCGAAGCUUGUCGCCAGCUCAACUGA
Molecule: messenger RNA, 1302 nt
Organism: Stegastes partitus (bicolor damselfish)
Lineage: Eukaryota; Metazoa; Chordata; Actinopteri; Pomacentridae
Gene: nptx1l
Product: neuronal pentraxin 1 like
Exons: 5
Coding region: 1-1302 (433 amino acids)
Source: RefSeq, a predicted model, not a curated record